Messenger RNA from Phyllostomus hastatus (greater spear-nosed bat), 1654 nucleotides. RefSeq names its product amine sulfotransferase-like. Gene Ontology annotation, biological process: sulfation. Gene Ontology annotation, molecular function: sulfotransferase activity. The coding region runs from base 133 to 1044 and encodes 303 amino acids. The record is from RefSeq and is a predicted model, not a curated record. NCBI's taxonomy places the organism in Eukaryota, Metazoa, Chordata, Mammalia, Chiroptera, Phyllostomidae. The transcript has 8 exons. Gene Ontology annotation, cellular component: cytoplasm.
GAACACUACUCACUGGCCAAGACAAACUUGUGGGGAGUAUAUACUCCUCAGCAGCACGUCAUUCCCUGUUGUCCAUACAAUUGCACCAGAGUGGAUUUUGCUUCAGCUGUUGACGGAGAACAGUGAAUAAUAAUGGACAACACAGACAAAUAUUUACUGAACUAUAAAGGCUAUAAUUUUGUAUCUGCUGUUGUUAAUGAUAGUGACUUUCUAGAAAAUAUAGAGGAUUUUGAAAUCAGAGAUGAUGAUGUCUUCAUAAUUACAUAUCCAAAAUCCGGUACCAUCUGGACUCAGCAGAUAUUGAGUUUGAUUUAUUCUGAGGGACAUCGUAAUGGAACUGAAAAUUUGCAAACGAUUGACAUAGUCCCCUUCUUUGAAUACAAUAUACGCAAAGUUGACUUUCUCAAGAGACCAUCCCCUCGCCUCUUCGUAUCUCACCUCACCUACAAUUUAGUACCCAAGGGUCUCAUGAACAAAAAAGCUAAAUAUGUUCCACAACCACGUGAGAAAAAGAUUAUUUACGUCUACAGAAACCCCAAGGAUGUUUUGACUUCAUACUUUCAUUUUUCAAAUUUAGUGGUUAUAUUUGAAGCUAUGAAUAACAUAGAGGAACUUUUGGAAAAGUUUCUAGAUGGAAAAGUGGUGGGAGGCCUUUGGUUUGAUCACGUCAGAGGCUGGUACGAGCACAGACAUGACUUCAAUAUUCUGUUCAUGAUGUACGAGGAAAUGAAAAAGGAUCUCAGAAGUUCUGUGCUUAAAAUCAGCAGUUUUCUUGAGAAAGAACUGAGUGAAGAGGAUGUGGAAACCAUUGUGAAACAAGCUACAUUUCAGAACAUGAAGUCUGAUCCAAGAGCAAAUUCUGAUGAUAUUAUAAACAAUGACCUUGGGAGAAGAACAAAUGAGGGACGUUUUCUGCGCAAAGGGACCGUUGGAGACUGGAAAUGUCACUUGACAGUGGAGCAAAAUGAGAGAUUUGACAAAGUAUUCCAAAGGAAGAUGCGAGAUGUUCCCUUGAAGUUCAUCUGGGAUCUAAAUGAGGGGUAGAAUCAGUGUAAAAGAAUUAUAAAAUAGUCUACUAACCAGGAAGCCUAUUUUAAUAGACAUGUUCAUUUAUAUUUCUUAUGCAAAUGUUAAUUAUACAACUUUAUUGAUAAAAAAUGAGUAAACUGUACUUAGAUUAGUUGCUAUGAGCUUGAUAAACACUUUGAAAUUUCAAGAAUUAAAAUGAUUUAGGAGAUAGCCUGCAUUGAUAGCCUGUAUUGUAAAGUGAAAAACAGGAAGUAUGCAAUGUGAAUUAUAAAUGUUCUGAGGGAGCUUUCUGCAGUGUGUACUUUUUAAUCCACAAUUAAGUUUAGUAUCAAUGAAAUCUUAAAAUUUAUUUUAUUAUUGCAAUUAAAGAUGAAUUCUUUUAUUUAAAAUCACUGUGAAUGUCUAAAUAAGUAGAGAACUCACAGGCAAGCACAUGCCUCUAUUUAAUAACUCACCAGAUCACUAAAAUUUACACUGAAGGUCAGAGGAUCAAAGAUGAAUUAAUCAUCUAAUGGUUCAAUCAUUCAACUAUAUGUAUAAAAAAUUGUAUUCAUAACGUCACUAAUUCCACAUGUAUUUAACAGUUAAAUAUUUAAAAUAAAAUCAUUUUGAAUUACUAGAAAAA